AUGCCUCCCUUUUCAUUCAAGAAAGCCAAGGAGACCGCAAGUCUCAACGACAAAGAAAUCGAGCGCUUUGCCAUCAUGUACAUGAUCAUGGCGGAGGAGAUCAAGCCAACGUCGAAGCAGUAUGAGCUGGCGGCUGGUGAGGCCGAUAACACCGUCGCGUCGUUCAAAAUUCUCUUCAGCACCACACUCAAGAAACUCCGCGAGAAGAAUUGCUAUUUCGAAGAUAGGGCGGAGGGCGAGGACGGCGUUGCUGAUGCAGCGUCCGUUCCGACGACGCCAAAAACUCCUGGCAGGCGUGGACGGCCCAAGCGCAAGGUCGACGACGGCGAUGCGAGCCCGAAGAAGAAACCUCGCGGCAAGAAGGGCGAUGAUGGGGCAUUGGAGGAUGCAGAGGGCGAGGCAGGUUUGACCGCCACCGAGGAUUCCGUGUGA
This is a messenger RNA of Verruconis gallopava, 432 nucleotides long. RefSeq lists its product as uncharacterized. The coding region runs from base 1 to 432 and encodes 143 amino acids. The record is from RefSeq and is a predicted model, not a curated record. The transcript is spliced from 2 exons. Lineage: Eukaryota; Fungi; Ascomycota; Dothideomycetes; Venturiales; Sympoventuriaceae.